Messenger RNA from Mycena citricolor, 1463 nucleotides. The record is from the annotation of a GenBank genome assembly. Lineage: Eukaryota; Fungi; Basidiomycota; Agaricomycetes; Agaricales; Mycenaceae.
CCGGCACCCGUCAAUGAUAGUUAUGCACGAACAUCUUGCAGUUUUCUUAUCAGGAACAUCGAGUCCACGCGCUUCAGAUACACCGAUCUCCCGUGCUACUACAUUCAAUGCAGCUCCGAACGACUCGCUCGAUGCACAGAGUGCGAUGAAUAUCAACUCAGAAUGACGGACACUUCUUGCCGAUAAGAGCCAGGCUCAUCAGACAUGGGGGGUUCUCAAUUGAGAUAAACCCGGUCAAGAGGCUCCAAACAGACUUCUCAAGUUCCCCGCCACUCUUGGACGUCGCACACCAUGUCCAGAUUGCCUCAGCCAGUGCAUCCCGUCCCGAACGUCGAGCCGACCCUGGGAGACGAGGAUACUAAGGACCUGGAGUGUCCUGGGGAAGAUCUACCUGCCGUCGGAAAGCGCCCGUUGUUCGUGUCUUCGAUCAGCAAGGACGAGCCGGUCGUGACACGGAGGGAACUCUGGAGCUACUAUCUCUACUACAACGGUGACAAUGGUGUCGGCCCGAACGGCUACUCGAUGACGCUGUUCCAGUCGCUUGCGUUCGCCGCUGGCUAUGAUCCCAUUGCUGGGCCCGGCUCGUCCUGCUCGGCAGCCAACGCGUCCGGCCAAUGCGUCGUGCCCUGGGGCCGCGGCCAUAAGAGCGUAACGAGCGUCGUGCUGGUAGCGAACGGCGUUAGCUUCGCGGUGAGUUGCGUUCGCAAUCCCUUCAAGCUCAUCUCGAUGUGAAUAGAUUAUGACGUUGAUCUUCACGACUAUCGGGAGUGCGGCUGACUACGGAACUUUUGGGCGCUGGCUGCUUCUUGCGGUCACGGUCGUCUGUUGGGGCGCACAGUUUGGAAGCAUGGCUUUGACCAAACCGUCUCGUUGGGGGGCUGCGAUGGCCUUAUAUAUGAUCGGAUUCAUCUCAUACGGCGCGACACUGGUCUUUUAUGCAGCGCUGUUCCCUCGCCUGGCCAGAAACACGGCCCACGCAAGCGAAAUCAGAACCCAAUACGAAGCUGAGAAGAUAUCGAAGGAAGAGUACGAGAAAGAGGAGAGCUUGGAGAAGAAUCUCAUCAGCAACAUCAGCACCGCUCACAGCAAUAUCGGAUACAUUGCUACCCUCUGUCUGAAUCUGUCUAUCUUGCUCCCUUUGAGCUCUAACGCACUCGUCGACAACUACACGAUCGUCUUAACUAAUAUGUAUUGGGUCCUUACCGGUGUCUGGUGGUUCAUCUUUCAGGAACCGCGUCCCGGCCCUCCGCUGCCGAAAGGAGAACACUACAUCACGAUCGGCUGGAAACAGAUCUGGGCAGCAUGCAAACAGUACAAACAGCUUCCGUACACUUUCAUCUACUUGUUCGCGUUCUUCCUCCUGGCCGAUGGCCUCAACACGACCGGAACCCUAGUUUCGAUAUGCCAAAACGACAAGUUCUCCUUUAGCUUCUUGCAGAACACGUAUCUGGGCCUGUCGCAAG